Molecule: messenger RNA, 1187 nt
Organism: Salvia hispanica
Lineage: Eukaryota; Viridiplantae; Streptophyta; Magnoliopsida; Lamiales; Lamiaceae
Product: GDSL esterase/lipase At4g10955-like
Source: RefSeq, a predicted model, not a curated record
AAGAAGAAACACAGUUCACGCAUUCUGCAAUACAUAGUUAAUUAGCAUUAAUGGCCUAUGUGGAUCAAACUUUCAGCCGCAGUGGGCCUUCAUAUAUCUCCGCCGUUGAUUGGAGCAACAUCAACCACAAAAGGUCGGUGUUAGCCAGCUUGGUCCAGGGAGUUUACACCUUGCAACACGACCAACGACAUAACCGGAAAUACCCCUGUGCCCUGGCCCAUCCGUGGUGGGACUCUUUCAACUUCCGAGUCCACGACCGCCUCGUAGACAACAAAGACGGCUCGAUUUUUGGGCUGGUCUACAGCUUAAUAAGCUCCCCACACCAACAAACCGACGGGCCACCGCAAUACGUGAUUGCAUUCCGUGGCACGAUCAUGAAGCCGGAAAACUGGGAAGAGGACGUGAAAAUGAACUUGAAAGUCUUCCUCAACCGCAUCCAGAAGAGCAACCGUUUCCGGACAGCGCUAGAAGCAACCACCAAGUUCAAACACGAACGCGUCUGGCUGGUAGGACAUUCCCAGGGAUCGUCGCUAGCACUGGCGGUCGGGCGGGAAAUAGUGAAGAAAUUCAAAGUCCGUCUCGAGACAUACUUGUUUAACCCGCCCUUUAUCUCUCUGCCCAUCGAGCGGGUCAAGAACAGCAAGGUGAAGGCUGGGCUUAGGUUCGUCAGCAGUUUCGUGACUGUUGGCUUAACUGCUGCUGCUGUUGCUGUUGUUUCUGAUGCUAGUAAAAAGGACCAUUUUGCCAUGCUGUCAACAUGGGUCCCUUAUCUGUUUAUCAACCGAGCGGAUCCAAUAUGUUCGGAAUAUGUUGGGUAUUUUAAGAAUAGGGAGGCAAUGGAGGCGAUCGGGGUGGGAGCGAUUGUGAGGGUUGCCACCAAGAGAUCCGUUUUGAGCAUGUUUUCAUCGAGUGAACCAAUGCAUCUUCUUCCUUCUGCUCAUAUCACUCUCAACGUUACGGCGGCGACAAGGUUUAAGGAGGCUCAUGGGAUUUGCAAAGAGUGGCUUAAGUUUAAGGAGGCUCAUGGGAUUGACCAAUGGUGGAGGCGUGAUUUGAAGGUGGAGUGCAAACAAUACCAAUACAAAUAACCUCACACCCAAUUAAUUUAUAAAUUGUUUUAUUUAAUAAAUUAUAGCUUUGAUUUUCUAUACUCUUUUCGUCCUGCAAUAAAAGUCUAAAUUUGACUU